AUGGAGUUAGAGUCUAAUUCACUGGAGGUAACUUUUCAUGCGUUUGUCUGCUUCUCUUUUCGUAAUAUUACAUGAGGUCCUUGUCUUUCUGUCUGUUCGGAUUACUGGGGACGCUCUUGGAGCCGUUCUAUAUCUUAGGAUUGGACUACAAUGGAAUGUACUGGAUACCACUGGCACUGGAUUUGUUCGAUUUGAUCAUAAUCUACUGGCUUUUUGCAUCUUUUGUUUGCUCGUAAAGGCCAUUCGAUUAAGUUACCUCAAAAGUUACGAUUUCGCGUAACUUUUGAGGUAUUUUCAAUUUCUAUGUUAUUCUUACGCUGCUCAAAAGUUACGUGAAAUCGUGGCUACGCGAUGAAAUUGCUGGUCUCUUAGAUCUUCAUACUCCCUGUGCGGCAUAAAGUGUUGCAUCAGAAUUUUGUCGGAUAUUUAUGAGGAGUAGAUUGAUAUUGUUUUCAACUGUGUACGGAUGCGAGUGUUUGGAACAUAGCCAGAACGCAGUUAUGAUUUUGUCUGGGGGCCUGGACUCGUUUCUGGGUUAAGUACGCUGGUUUCUAUGACGUGUCUUGCUAUUUUUUCCAAAUAGAUUGUCUAUAAGGGUUUUGUGCCAAAGGAGUUUUUUGUUGCUUUUGUUCCAUUUUUCUUAAGGUACAAUCGCAUUAGAUUUUAUACGUGGGGCCGAUUAAACUUUGAUCUCUAUGAUAGACUUUGUGAUUUUGGAUGAACGGUAAUCCUGAUCCAGAGUUUUAUUUCCUCAAUUGGUUUUGUUUUUGGUGUUGCUUCCCAUUAACUGCGUGAGACGUAAAGCAUCCUCUUUUUUGCAUCUGAUUCUGAUAACACUAGUAUCGUCAGAUUUCACUACCGGAAUUAGUAUAAUUCAUUUUGGAAUUUGACUAUCUAGUGUUUUUUUUUAAUUCCAUAAUUUAUCGUUGCAUCAUUUUACAUUACGAAAACAUAGCCAGGGAUGUGUUGUUUCUUAAAUUGUUUUGUUUGAUGGUGGAUUGGAUCACAUACUCAUUAAUGUUAAUAAAGGGAGAGAUGUACAUGUAUUGUCUCUUGGAUACCGUAAUAGAGCAUCUAGAUAGUGUAUAUGUUGGUCGCGACUCCCAUACCAAGCCAUUGCAAACAAAGCACAAUUCUCUACCCGACUUCAACUGGUCUUAGCCCUUCUGAAAAACUAACAUAGUUUAAACUGUUUUUUGACAGAAAGAGCAGGUUAAAGGCGCAGGUCAAGGACAACCAUCUCCGUAUGCAUCUGCAACACCUGGGCAUCAGCCUUGGACCUUAACACCCGGGUCCGCUGGAGUAGAAUGGAACUCUUACAGGACAGAUAAUGGCUCCGUUGAAAAUGGUAUACCUUCAAUUUCUAGCUACCACGAUGAUCAGCAAACCAAAAAUACAGCUGCCUUUCAGGAUGGGAGAAAUGUUGUAUCUUAUGCAUCAAGUGUUGGAGCGAACACAUCACAUGAUUAUUCUGCUUAUAUAACAAACCAGAAUUCGACUGACCCUUAUCCAUAUCAAUAUCAAAGUCAAUACUAUGGUUAUCAACAUUCAUCCAAUGAUUCUUCUCAUCAGCAAGUGGGAGUAGUUCAAAACACAGGUGCUCCUUAUCAGCCUCUUAGCUCAUUUCAGAAUGCAAGCUCUUAUGUGGGUCCUACGAGUUAUUCAAGCACUUACUACAAUCCUGGUGAUUAUCAGACAACAGCAGGAUACCAGCCAGCAGCAGCAGGGUACCAGAGCAGUGACUAUAACAAUCAGACAAACUUGUGGAACGAUGGAAAUUACGUGCCUCAUCAGUAUUCGAAUUAUUCGUUACCUGAUGCAAAUGCUGGGCAAUGUAGUAGCACAGCAACUGUGGAUGCUGCCCAUUACCAGCAACAAUAUGGUCAGUGGGCUGGCUAUUACAGUCAGACGGCAUCAGAUGUUAUGUGUGCCCCUGGUACAGAGCACGUAGCUCUUACCUCAGUUUCUGCUGAGAGUUCAGUCCCAGAUUUUAAUCCAGGGUAUCCUGUGGUGAACAGCCAGCCACCACCACCAGGUACCACGUCAUGGGGACGAGAUACCACCUCCUCUGGUUUUCCUUCCCUGCAGGUUAGUUUCUCGUUGGAUCCGCCCAAUGAAAAUUGUUGCCACCUUCUGGUAGGCAUGCAUUAAUGUAUACUUCUUGAGGCAAUACUGAAAAUUCGCAACAUUUCAUCAUUUCGUAAAUUGUUUACUCUGGCCAGGCUGGAGUCCGGCUUGCCAUGUUUUUUAUGGGUUAAUUUUUAGUCCUUGCCCAGAAGCUUGGAUAUUCAUCUGCCAUCUGGCCACAAGAACUGAGAACUUUCCCCAUCCCAUCCAAUUCCCCUCUCACUCCCCCUCCACUUUCUCCCUCCCUCUCCCCUUACUCCCCGCUUGCCUGUGUACAUCCUUUCUCGCUUCUCCCAGCUAACUGUAUGAUUUCUGGUUCUCGACCUUUUUCUGAGAAAUAACGAUAUUCAGGAAAACUUUGUGAGGUCAUUUAUGGUUGCAGAACCCUACUUGAUAUUUUCCCCUCCAUUUGCAUGAUACGUAGAAAAUCGGUUUUUGUCCUCUUUAUGCUUAGAACUCUAUCUUCUUGGUGCUUCCAUGAAUGACAGUUACAGUUAUCAAAUUUAUUGUGCCUUUUUUUCUUUUCUUGUUGCAGGGAAAGGAUGUGGCAGGAUAUAGCCAAAAUAGUAAUUGGCAAAACGGGCCUCUUGUCUUCGCUAAACAGCAUGGGAGUCAAGCACCCUUACAUUUUCAACAGACAUUGGGUUCAACUCCUCCCUCGUAUGCCAACAUGGAAGAACAACAGAAGAUGGCGCAUGCUCAAGGCUCACAUGUGCGGUUUCCAUCUUCUAAUCAAGUUCCACAGAAUUUUCGGCCAGCUUUGAAUCCCUUGCCAACAUUGGAAGCACUUCGGGCAAGCAAAAUUCAGAUUCCAACAAAUCCUAGAAUUGCUACAAAUUUGGCGUUGUCCAUUCCAAAGAUGGAUAAGGAGAGCUCCGCAAGGGAUGCCGCCUCAACACCUGCGUACAUCAAUGUUUCAUCAUCGAAGCCCAGUAGCAAACUGUCCUCUCAUGAUUCUGCAGAGAGUCUGACGAAGGUUAGAUUUCUUCUGUUUAUUUCUAUAUGCAUUUUAGACCGACAAGUUUUCACCACCUCCCUUCAUUGUGAAUGCCUUGCCUACGUGUUGUAUUGUCAUUUUUACUAUUUAUAUUGGGUACUAGAUUAUUUUUCAGAAGGUUUAGUUUGGUAAUGCUCAUUCUUUUAAUGUUCAAGUUUGAAUGAAGACAUGCAUUUUUUGAGAUCCGAUCCACUUCCUAGAAGAAAGAAUGUAUUGUUAACAAGCACUGCACAAUCGUAAUCUCGGAAUUCAAGACCUUGUUUCAUUCUUUGCCAUUGACGUGGCAAACACUUGAGUUUGACACCAGUUGCUCCUUUCUGUUAUCCUUAUGUUGUGCGCCUUUGUCUUACGCAUUGUACUACCAUUGCUUCUAGUUUUUUCUUUCCUUCAGUUUUUUCCGGGUUUAGCUUGUAUCCAAGUUUCUUAUCAGGAGUUCCUUGGUGCUGUUGGGUUUUCUUUGUUGAUUUCUUCCUUUCAUCAGAUUUUGGAUUACGAUUUUAAGGAGAAAAUCACAUAAUAUUUUAGAUUUAUUUCUGAGAAAGUUCUAGUGACAUUUUUUAGAUUUUAUUUCUCUGUAUCCAUCUAUUCAUCUAUCAAUUUUAAUGUAACUACGAUUAACUAAAACUUUACUGGGCGUUUCAGCAGUUUAAUUAAUUAAUUAAUUAAUUCAAUUAUUCAUAAUGCAAUUAUUCCUAUAAUCCUCGUUUCCAAAUGAUGGACGGCAUUUUUUUUCCUGUACUUAAAACUUUUACAAGAUAGCAGUUGUUGAAAUUUCCUAAUGGAAAUUUUAGCCUCGCAUGAUAUCCAUGACAUGUUUGUCGGCAAAUUUCAAUAUUUGAUGUUUUGCAACAUGAUAUACCUUAGUCAUGUAUUGCUUCAUUAUUUUAUGAGAGAUUGUGGUUUUAUAUCGCCAAUAUAGUGAUUCCUAUCAUGGUUAAAUUCAAGAGAUAGCAUGGGAAAUGGCUGCGGGGAUUUGUCAUUUUCUGUAGAAGGAAAGCACAAAUAAUUGUCUAUCUAAUUCUUUUCGUGGCAUGCUUAUAGAAUAUUUGCAAUGACACUUUUUGGGGCCUUAGAAUCUUACUUUAUUUUCUAGUUAAAAUUUCUCUUCGUUGGAACAUCACUGUAUUGUUAGGGCUGUCUGCCUAGUUUGUCAAUGAGCAGAAUAAUCUUCAAGUAGUCUUUCAAAACAUCAGCUGGUUGUCAAGCGACGUUUUUAUUUUUAUUUUCAAGUUUUAUAUUUGAUCUGAUAUGGCCACUCGGGCCGUGGAAACCAUUCCAGAUGUGUGUCAUACAGUUUCCUGCCGUUGUGGUUGGGUCCUGGAAGUUUAUGUUUGCAAACACGCUUUUUAUUUUUUGAUGAGGAUGUAACUUGAAAUUUCUUUGCCUUCAUGGAAACGUAUUAAGCUUUUUGUUUUGGAAAUCAAUGCAAGAUAGUAGGAUUGAAGCCUUGAUAGAUAAGCGCCUUUCUCUCUCUCUCUCUCUCUCUCUCUCUCUCUCUCUCUCUCUCCAUACCCUCCACCUUUUUUCCCCACUUAUUUUUCAGUUUCAAAAUUCUUUGAUACCUAUCACUAAGUGUACUGUCUUUUUCGCUUCUUUAUGGUGUGUGAAAUACCUAUCAUCCAAAGAAUGUAUUUUCAUGUAAGCUUUUAAUGGAGGAUUGACCGAGACAAUACAGUACUAAUUACAAAAUGUGGGGAGCAAGUUGUUCCCUUUCUUAAUUAUGUUGGUGGAAAUUAUCAAGUGCUCAGGGCGCUCUUUUUCUCCUCUUCCAAGCUUUAAUUUCUUCUGGUCCCUGUACUGUUUGCAGCAGGAUUUCUUCCCUCCAUCCAUCCGUGCAUAUGUUGAGAGGUCAUUUGCUCGUUGCAGGGAUGACGCACAGAGGUUAUCAAACCAGAAUUUACUGAAGGAGGUGAGAGAUAUUUAUUUUGGGUUAGAGGCAAACGAAGUUUGCUCAAUACAAUGAUCUAAUGUUAAUUCCAAUUGUAAGAUGUUUUCUUGGGGAAUAUAACUUUCCAAAAAAGAGAAGGAAUUCAAAUAAAAUCUGAUUGUUCCUAUAUAAAACUUUUUAUUGUCUUGCAUAAGCUCGGUUCUUCCCUUAUCUGUACUAUUAGUUUAUGUAAUGCACAUAAUUAUCUCUUAUAUUAUGAUAUUUAAUACAAAUACCUGUUCAAUAUAAGUUCAAGUCUAUCUGGGACUAUGAUCCUUACAGAUAGAAAAACAUUUAAAAUGUUGUGUGGUAGAUAGGUUAAUGUGAUAUAGAUAGCUGUGGUUUUUGAACUCCUUUCCCCAGGGUGUUUUCUUUUCCUCAUUGUAAAGGUCAUACUUCCUCUUUGAUAUAACCUUCUCAAGUGAAGCACCAUUACUGUCCCAUUGUUAAGUGCAUCUCUUCUGCUUCCAAUUAAAUCUCCCUUCCUAUCCAGCCUUGGCAUUUUGUAUAUUCUAUUAUCUUGUAUAAUCUUUUUGUAGUUCCUGUCUAGUCCUUUCUCUGUAAGAAAUUUUACUGUCCAUUCUUUAUCUUUCUAGAAAUCUCACACUCGUAUUUGAUCCAAGACUAUCAACUUGUAAUGUUGCCCAUGGCCUCUCUGUUGAAAUGGAGAAAAAAACCUCGUCACGAAGGACAGGGGAGAACGGCGGAAACCGCCUCUAGAUUCAUUCAACUCUAACCCUCAUUAUAUAGGGAGUAACAAUACACAACUUUUGCAAAAAUACCCUCAAUUUAUUACACUAUUUCCCUACGACCUAGAACUUCCAAGACCUUCAAAGCCAAAUUUUGUCCAGCGGGAAAAUGUCAUUCAAUGAAUUCUUGUUAUCAUUUUUUUUUAAGAAGCAUGCAAUUCCAAGUAAUUUUUGAAAACAACCAGGAGAUAGAUUUGUGAAAUGCUCUUCCGACUCUAAUGAAAUCAAAUCCUACCCAGUUGAAAAGAAUGAGGGGCACUCGUAAACUGGUUUGGACGUGGCAUGAUAGGAAUGAGUAUUAAUGAACUGGUUCUUCAUGUAGCGACUGCUCUUGGGCCAUCGUCUAGGAUCCUGUGACUCACUUCUUCUGCCAGGGACGUCUCUUUGCCAUGUCAAAUGGAUACCAUGACAUCCUAUUUUCCUUGCAAAAAAGCGACUUUCUGCCCCAGCAUGCCACACUAUGCUUGCCAUUUCUAAUUUGCCUUCUGUUAUUCUAUAAUAGGUAUAUCCCCCACAAUCAUAAAGAAAAACUCAUUUUCUUUUUCAUUUGUUUUUUAUACAUCCCUUAAGGUAGUGGCAAAUCAAAAUUUGGCAAUUUAUAACCACGAAAGGCUUAAUUUCUUCCAAUACCAUUGUCUUUGUUGUAGUACGAUUUUUCUGCUUCCUAUCUGCAGUAUUAUCACUCAUUUUCUUAAAUGUAUACCUUCCUCGGUUAGAUACUGUCUCCUUUUUGUUCUAUAACGGUGGAACCUAUUUACAAUAAAAAAACAGCUUUGUUUUUAUUCAGUGAACUAUUAACUUGCCUUUGGCCAUCUCUUAUUUGCUGAGAAAAACGUAUUUAAUUAGUGGUAUCUACUCUUCGCUUAAUUUUGGUCAUUUCCCAUAUCUUUUAGACCUAGCGACUUUAAUGUUUUGUUCCAGGUGACAUUUACCUGAAAUACACAGUAGACAGUGAACUUGCUUCUUCUUCUCCUGUGACAUUUACCUGAAAUACACAGUAGCCAUAAGGGUUGAUCAUCAUUAGAAAUCAUUUACAGCCAACAUGAAAUGUUCCGGGUUCCUUAGAUUUUUAAUUUCCUUUUUUAUAGUUUCUUCUUAACUUUGUUCCAUCUUUCUUUUGGUUUUUUAUCUGCUACAGAUCAUUACCAAGGCAUCUACUGAUGGAACGCUCUUCACCCUAGAUUGGGAUACUGAGCCUCUUUUUCCCUUGCCAACUACAAGUUUUGAUGCUCGAAACAAAGGGUGCGACCACUUUUUUUCCCUGUAACAUCUAUGAAAUAUUUCUUCUCCGCGUUUAGCUAAAUUGUUGCAGAGGGAACAAUUAUGUUUCUCUUCUAAUUAUUUUUUUGCAACUUAAAUAUUUUAUGCAGAAUGUAGAGUUAUUUGAAAAAGUAGUUUUAAGGUCUACAUUAUUACCUUUUGCAUUAAUAAUAUUGGUUAAUAAUCCACCAUGUAGAAAACAACUGUUUGUUCUUUUUGUCAAUCAUAAGAGCUUUUGUUGGUCUUUUAAAACCCUUUGUUUGUUCAUUCUUUUGAAGCAUCUCUUUAGCAGGUAUGGCAGUUUGGGAAAUACUACCAUGUGUAAGAUUAAGUUUAUCUUUAUCUUUACAGUAUCAGUUUAGCAUUGUCUUAAAUGUUCCAAUGCUAUGUAAAACCAGCUGGGCCAAUAUUUCGCAUCAUGACUUGGAAGUGAAAAGACAGUGCAAAUAUCAUUUUAUCGGUCUAUGUGUGCUGUUAUCUCUCAUUAACAUGCUCAUUUUUUUUCCACUAGUCUGAAAAUAUUGUAUGCUUGUGCACAAAUAAUGUGGGUAUUUUAGUAUUUAAUGUUUAUACACGUAAUUGCAUGAAAGAAAUCACAUUUAUGGCAUCUUUCUUGAAAGCAGAAUAGAUGGAGGAUUCUAUUGAUGCCAUUUGCUCACUGAGAUAUUUGUAUACAUCCUUGUUAUCUAUUUUUACACUUCGUUUAUAUUUUACAGCAGUCCGCAAACGUCUGUCAGUCUUUCCCCAUUGCAUAAGUUGAGACGGAGCCCUAGUAGGCGAACCAAGAGUCGGUGGGAGCCUGUUGUAGAAGAAAAGGUGGUUGACAAGGUUGCCCAUUUGACUCAUGUUUCAGUUGACAAUACCAGUUUUAAUCGUUUUAGAACUGAAAAGGUGGUAAAUUUUCUGUUCUCUUUUAUUCAGUUGUUCAUUACUUAUUUAUUUUUUCAACCCUGAUUUAGAUUUACUUUUGGCAGAAACAAAAAACUCUCUGUAUGCCAUCCCCAUGACUUGUGUCUGCUUCUUUAGCUUCUUCUAGCUCGUUGUAUUUGGUGAAACUGACGCUGUCUCUCUGCAGUCUGAUGUUGCAAGGUAUGAGAGCAAGGGAAAUGGUUGGAACAACACGAAGUUUGUGUCGUCUCAACAGACCUCUUCAAAUAGAAACGUCCAGAGACCAGCUAAAAAGCCACGAUUUUCCGAUUCAGAUGCAGUCCAAAAUGGUAGUGUUUCUAGUGAUAGCGACAAAGAUCAGGAUUUAACCAAGUAUCAUUCUAGUGCAAUUUCUCUAGCUAAUUCACCCGAGGAGAGAAAAAAACGAGAGCAUAGGAGCAAACGUUUUGAAAAAGGUCAGGAGCGUCUGGCAGAACAGAAGAAUUAUCAACCUAAAGCUCUUCGUCAAGGGGGUGGACGUAAUAGAAGGUCAAAUAUCCCGUUGAUUUUGAAAAAUGAAGAUGGUCCCAAACGGGCCGUGGAAGAUAUUGAUUGGGAUUCCUUUACCGUCAAGGGUACUUGUCAAGAAAUCGAGAAACGCUACUUACGUCUUACGUCAGCACCUGAUCCGUCCACUGUGAGUACUCUGUUGUUCAUUUUUGCUCCGCUCUUUCGACCCCCCUGUUGCUCGGAUUUCUAUAUGCUAUAGGCGCUCUUGAAUAUCUGGGUUUCCUCGAAGAGGAAACAAGUUUUUUGUUCCUUUCCAGGAAUCUCGUUCUAAUUUAGGAGAAAUUACAGGUUAGACCAGAGGACGUGUUAGAGAAAGCACUCGCGAUGGUGCAGAGCACUUCGAAGAAUUAUUUAUACAAAUGUGAUCAGUUGAAAUCCAUCCGUCAGGACCUGACUGUGCAGCGUAUACGUAACGAGCUUACUGUGAAGGUCUUCUUUCAUUGUUUUUGGGCCACUUCAACUUGGUGUUUUCUUUCUGUCAUAAAACAUCACCUCUUCUUUACUCGUUGUUAAUGGCUUCCCUCGUCUGUUCUAGGUUUAUGAAACCCAUGCACGGUUUGCAUUGGAGGCUGGGGACAUGCCGGAGUACAAUCAGGUUGGUCUUGCUUUCUUCUACUCGAUUUGCACAAAUCUCAUCAUGCAGGUCCGAACCGGUUUUGGAGAUUUCUCUGUCUGGCCUCGAAUCGAAAAGUAACUGAUCACGGUUCAAACCUUCUGUGCACUUGAAUUAUCCAGCACGCAGAAAGUAAAGAUUUUUCAGUCAAGGAUGUGGUGAAAUUGAUAAGCCUGCAACUUUGAAACGUUUUUUAGUCAGAAAGGACGUCUUUUUUAACCAAGUUGCAGCGAUUUUUCUGGUUUCCAUAGCUCAUCUCUCUGUUCAUCUCUCUACGCAUACCGAAUUGAGUAUCUGGCAUUUUCCAAUAUACUGUUUUUACAGAAAAGACAGUUGUGUCUUAACGUGUGCAUGACGACUGGAGGGUUCAUGUCAAUAACUGCCUUGAUUUUGUGGCUUGAGAUGAGGCGAAGACAGCCUCAAACCCACCCUUCUCUUCAAUCUUUGCGCUUGGUUAUAAACCUUUCUAUAUUUUCUGUGCACGUCCAGUGCCAGUCUCAGCUAAAGACCCUCUACGCGGAAGGGAUCAAGGGAUGCAACUUCGAGUUUUCUGCGUACAAUUUACUCUGCGUUAUCCUGCAUUCCAGCAACAACAGAGAACUUUUAUCCUCAAUGGGAAGGUAUUGACAUUACUUGGCCUUCCCCUGUGCUCUUCCCCUGAUACAUAGAUAUAUAUAUAUAUAUAUAUUUACCCCAUAUUCUAUAGUAUUCCUUUCAUGAUUUUCUGAUUGAGUUUCUAGCUUUGGUCCGAUCGGUGGAACCAGACCUUCUGGGCCGGAAUGCUUGGAAGAAGAUUAUUCCAUAACCAGAGCUAUUGACAUUACUUUGGCUUCUCCUGUUCUCUUCCCCUGAUAUACGGCAUAUUCCAUGGUUUUCCUUUCAUGAUUUUUUUGAUUGAGUUCGAGCUUUGGCCCGAUCGGUGGAGCCAGAGCUCCUGGGUCGGAAUGCUCGGCAAAAGAUUCGGCUUUAUGCCCGCUCAUGAAUGAUCUUGGCGGGGCUUGUUUCUCUUCAGGCUAUCUCCCGAGGCCAAGAGGGACGAGACCGUGAAGCAUGCUCUCCAAGUGCGGUCAGCCGUCACUUCCGGAAACUACGUCCUCUUCUUCAGAUUGUACAAGAAGGCUCCUAACCUGAGCACCUGUAUCAUGGGUACGCCGCUCAUCCUCAGAUAAUUAAUCACAUGCCCUCUCCAAACGAUGAAACGACCAACUUCUGCGCCGCAGACCUGCACGUGGAGAAGAUGCGGUACGAGGCCGUGAAGUGCAUGUCCAAGUCCUAUCGACCCACCGUCCCCGUCGCGUUCGUCGCCCAAGUUCUCGGCUUCUCCUCGGAGGACGCCGACGGCAAGGACGCCGGGGGUGUGGAGGACUGCGCGGAAUGGUUGAGGGCGCACGGCGCCACCAUCACCGUCGACGGCAACGGGGAGAUGCUCCUCGAUUCUAAGGUAACCGACCAUUGACCCCUCCGAAGCGCCCCACCUCCUCCGAUUGUCCCUCUCCGUGCCUCAGACCCCUGGGUUUUUCUCCUGUUGCAGGUGACGUCCUCCGGCCUGUACAUGCCGGAGCCAGAGGACGCCGUCGCCCACGGCGACUCCAACCUCGCCGUGGACGACUUCUUGGCCCGGGCAGCUCCCUGA
Messenger RNA from Spirodela intermedia, 10743 nucleotides. Lineage: Eukaryota; Viridiplantae; Streptophyta; Magnoliopsida; Alismatales; Araceae. The record is from the annotation of a GenBank genome assembly.